AUGGAACAGCCGAAAUCGAUAAGCCGGAUACCAAUAGAUUCUGUGCCGGUCAAGACAUCCUCUUCACCAACGUCAACUAUUCCCAGAUCUCAGCCGCCGCCGACAAGUUCCGGUCGGAAGGGGGACAACUCAUAUUAUAGUCAGGGUCAGGUGUAUAUCGACUUAACACAGGAUGGACCAAGUCUUGAUUCGGAACCUUUAGCAGCUACAAAUGGAGAGAAUCUUGCUUCCGUCCAAAAAGCUGGGCCUGGGCAGGUUGCCACAGCUAACCGCCUAGGCACAAAUAGCAAAGUCAACCCACCAUCGCCAUCCAUAUCAGACGCAUCGUCUGACUUGCCAUCCACAGAUCAUAUAUGUGAAAUAGUGACUCGCGAUACUCCCCGCACUCCAGGCCAGAAACGAAAGCGCGAUGACAGGCCUCCAGGUGCCCCAAAUGGCGUUCAACAAGUUGCACUUACCUCUUCUGCUGGCACUGCUAGUGCAAGGGUAACCCAAGGAGUCGUCGAAGACGCCAUUCGGCCCGCCUCGCAAGUUCCUCUUCAGGACAGGACUGGUGCUACCCCUACAGAAACCGCCGUUCGGAUCAAAGUCAAAUCAGUACAAUUUGACUCAUCUGCGUUCGACACAGCUCUGUAUCAGCAACCUGAUGCGACACCUCCUCCUGCUGGGGUGGUGAUCGGUCCGCGUAUAGAAAACAAGCCCGCUUCAAGCGAGGGUCAGAGAAUGUACAUCUACGCAAACCCAGCUGUCCAUGGAAUGCACAACAGGUCUGAAGCUUGGCACGAAAAAAAGGCUCUUGAGAUCCAGGCACGCGGUGGUCGCAAGUUUUGGUUCGGCAAAGUUUCUGCACGUUUGCGAUGGCUGCAGAGGAAGCGGAUUGGAUCUUCCAAAGCGCAAGACGUAAACUGUGAUCAGAUGCCAGAACGCCCUAAUCCAGAGCCAGGAGCCUAUAGGAGGCCUCUGGAUUUUGGGGAUGUGCCUGAGUCAAAACUCCCCGAGAAGGUACGACAGAAUCCGGACUGGCUAAAAGCCUGCGAAUGGUUCAGACAGCAACGAAAUUUACAAGACAUAAGGCUCCGCGAAUCUAAAAGAUGCGAGCAGGAAGCGAAUGAGUACUACAUGAUCCUAUCUCAGGGAGGGAUUCCGGACCUGGGGACGGAGGGUAGUGACUAA
Molecule: messenger RNA, 1173 nt
Organism: Metarhizium acridum CQMa 102
Lineage: Eukaryota; Fungi; Ascomycota; Sordariomycetes; Hypocreales; Clavicipitaceae
Source: RefSeq, a predicted model, not a curated record